Messenger RNA from Juglans microcarpa x Juglans regia, 2644 nucleotides. RefSeq lists its product as uncharacterized. The record is from RefSeq and is a predicted model, not a curated record. The coding region runs from base 1027 to 2394 and encodes 455 amino acids. Lineage: Eukaryota; Viridiplantae; Streptophyta; Magnoliopsida; Fagales; Juglandaceae. The transcript is spliced from 5 exons.
CUAACGCGUGCGCGCGCGCGCACACACACACAUCUCUUAUUGGAUUGAAUUUUUUCAGAUUCUUGUAUGAUGGAGGGCAUUGAAAUCUUUUAGAUUUCCUGAGGUAUCUAGAGAUGGAGUUCCAUGCUAACACUAACACACACACGCGCACACACACACAUCUCUUAUCGGAUUGAAUUUUUUCAGAUUUUUGCAUCUCAUAAUACAAAAUAAUGAAAUGCAAUUGAAAAGGAAAAUCAAAGAUAUUACAAAUGCGAAGAUGACAAAAUCUGUACCAUUGUUUAAAAAUAAUGGCUUAGAUUUGAAGAAUUUCAGUACCUUGGAGUCGUGCUAGGAGAUCUAGAGGAUCGUAGUCCUAUUCGAGGUAUUAAGUUGUUUCGUGAUUAGAAGUUGAUCUUUCAAGGGUACAUAGGUGUUGAUGCUAUUGUAACAAAUCUGACUGUUUCAUUAGGAAUAUUACAUGCUGUAAAAGUCCUUGCACCAUGGCAAUUUUAGGAAGAUAGUCUUUUACUCUUAGUAGUAUGAUGGGAUGCUCUUUUAAACCAUGCUUUUCAUUUGAAAUCCCAGUAUAAUUUUAUGUUUCCCCUUCUUGGUACUUAAGAGUUUCUUUUCCCGAUUUGCUAUAUGCUAUAUGCUAUUCUUUUAUAUUAAGAUGCCUCUCUUGUCAAGAAAAAAGGUGUGUUUUCCUUUUGAUUGGUUAAUUAUCAGCAAUGAGGGGCUGGUUUUUUCAAAUUGGAAUCUGUUUAGUUUGUUGUGAAUGUAAGCAUUGACAACAAACUAUGUAAGCAUUCAGAUUUUUAAGGUUUGUAUUUCUCUUCUGUUGAGUUUUUGUAGAUGCUUUGGUGAUGGUUUGAUUGCUAGUUGGAACUCCUUGUCAGACCUUGCUACUCGGGAGUUGAGACUCUUAGUUCAGCGUACUGUUUUUGUCUCUCUUUUGGACCCAGCGCUUUGUUUUAGCUGUGCAAGCUUUCCUUUUCCUCCUUACAUUUUCCCUCUGGGAUUCCGGACAUUCCACAUUCAGCCGUCAUGGAUUUUGAUGUGAGAGUUGGAAAGAAAGAGGCUGAUGAUGAGUACGAUAUUAGAUUGGAAAGACGGUUGAAAAGAAGGUGCAUUGCCAAUAAAAAGUUCUCUAGCAAUUAUGUGAAGAAAACUAGAAAUAUGAGUGUUAAAAUUAAAGAUGCACCCUUGGACAUGGAUGUGCCUGAUGAGGACCAUGCAGAAUUUUUGAAAUAUUUAUCGGGGAAUAAUCGUGACGGGGACAAUGAGGCAGAUGUUUUUGCUAGGUGUUUGUAUGAUGGUCACAAUGAUAUCAAAAUGGACAGAGAUAAUGACCAAUAUGUAGAUCCGCCAGACAAUUUGUGCUUGAUUGAUGAUGAUGUACCCAUGGAUGUGGAUGAGAAUGAUGAGGACUAUGCAGUAUUUUUAAAUUGUCUUGUUCGGAAUAUUGAUGAUAAUAAUGAUGGAGAUGUAAGUGCUAGGUUUUCAGAUGAUGACAAUGAGAAUGUCAAAAAUGUGGAAGAGGAUGAUCAAGAUGGAGAUCCACAGCAUGACAUGUGCAUGGACGACGAUCAUGAUGAUCUGGAUCCUCAGUAUAAGAUUUUCUUGGAAAAUUUGAGGGAAGAUGGACAAUCAUAUGUACUUGAAGUUGUUACAAACAAUGGGAUGUCGAUGGUUGUAAAGUAUGAAACAGAGAAAGGGUUGUCUGAUGGGCUCGUGUUAGACCCUCAGGGAACUUUGAACAGUUGGCAGAGAGAGGAGACUGAAACUGCAAAUGGACAUAUUUCUAAUAUGAGAGAAUCUGAUACGACUGAUGAAGACUACCAGGAAUUUCUUAGUUGUCUUAAGAAUAAUGGUGAAAAUAUUGUAUGUACCCUUGAAAGUGGCAUACCGUUAAUAUAUGAAGAGGAUGCAGGGUGUUCAGAUGAUUUAGAAAUAGUUGGAACAGAUGAAGAUCCAUUUUCUGAUGGAUACUUCACCCCAUUCGUAGCUUCUAGAUUGGAUUCAAUUAUCGAUCUAGACGCCAAGACAUCUAAUGGAAGUCCUGGUAGUUAUGGUGAUUCUCAGUUUAGGAAGAGGCUUAUGGAGAUUCUUAGAAGUCCCUACGAUGCAAAGGAGUAUGAAUACCUUCUCCAUGAAGUAUCUCGCAGAAGGCAAACGGAACGUAACCGAGAAUUGCGUAAUGGGACAAAAUCAUAUAGAUUAGAGUCUGUUGCUAAGUCUUAUCUUGAUCAACACCAUGACUUUGCAAGAGAGAUCAUUUCAGUCGAAUACGAUCGACGUAGAGUUUUGAAUCUGUUACGUGGAUUUUUCUUUUGGUUGCAAAAUUUGGUUCAGAAAGGAGCGUUCCAGCCUUGGAAGGACUCAUCAUGUUUGAAUAUAUUGCCAGAAAUGUAACUAGGAAUUUCUCGCCAAGUUCUGUUGACAUUGCAAAGUAAGUCCAUCCGACUUGGGUUGUAGCAGCAGAGGCUAGAUGUGUCCUUGGCUUCUAGAUGCAAGGUUGUGUAUAUGGAAGUUGGAUGAUGUUGGUUUAUAGUCCUUCCACUGUCAAGGUUAUUGAGUUCCAGGAUUACCCAAAAGUGUUGUGCUUAAAGCUUGUAAUGUAAUGCCAUAUAUUAAUUAAUGUGUGUUUUGCAGGUUAAGGUAA